This is a messenger RNA of Phycomyces blakesleeanus NRRL 1555(-), 1026 nucleotides long. RefSeq lists its product as hypothetical. Gene Ontology annotation, molecular function: inorganic diphosphate phosphatase activity; magnesium ion binding. Gene Ontology annotation, biological process: phosphate-containing compound metabolic process. The record is from RefSeq and is a predicted model, not a curated record. Gene Ontology annotation, cellular component: cytoplasm; nucleus. NCBI's taxonomy places the organism in Eukaryota, Fungi, Mucoromycota, Mucoromycetes, Mucorales, Phycomycetaceae. The coding region runs from base 1 to 888 and encodes 295 amino acids. The transcript has 8 exons.
AUGUCACAAUUUCAAUCAGUUGCAAUCGGUCAAGAGUUCACUCAAACCCGCCGCGUUUAUCUCGAAAAGGACGGUCAGGUCAUUUCACCUUUUCAUGACAUUCCUCUUUUCGCCAAUGGGGAAAAGACAGUAUUGAACAUGAUUGUUGAGAUUCCUCGGUGGUCUAAUGCCAAGAUGGAGAUUGCUACCAACGAAAAGUACAACCCCAUCAAGCAAGAUGUGAAAAAGGGAAAUGUCCGGUUCGUCCGAAACUGUUUCCCCUUCAAUGGCUAUAUUUGGAACUAUGGAGCUUUCCCCCAGACAUGGGAGGAUCCAACUGUCACUCAUCCUGAAACACACGCCCGUGGUGAUAAUGACCCUGUAGAUGUGUGUGAGAUUGGAUCUGAGAUUGGCUACACUGGGCAGGUUAAACAAGUCAAGGUUUUGGGUGUAAUGGCUCUUUUGGAUGAAGGAGAAACCGAUUGGAAGAUUUUGGCAAUUGAUGUCAGAGAUCCCAUGGCAAGCAAAUUGAAUGACAUUGAUGAUGUCGAACGUCAUCUUCCUGGUCUGGUCAAGGCCACCCGUGAAUGGUUCAAGAUUUACAAAAUGCCAGACGGUAAGCCUGCCAACGAGUUUGCAUUUGGCGGAGAGUGUAAGAAUAAGGCAUUUGCUACCCAAGUAAUUCAUGAGACACAUGAAGCGUGGGAGCGUCUUAUCCAAGGUGUCAUUCCUGCAAAGGCAGAUACACACACCAUUGAAGUUACAAAUGUUAAUGUUGAGAACUCACCAUACAAGUCCUCCAAGCCGUUUCACAAGAGUGAGCUCGGUCAAUAUACUCAGAUCAACCCAAAUGAUUCGGCUGUCAAGGGAAGAGACGAUGCUUGGUACUAUGUUUCGGCUCGACUUUAACCAAAUGAACAAGCCAAAUUGUAGCCAUAAAAAAAACAGCAGCAGCAGUAACAGUAGUAAAAUGUGGAGGUGUAGAAUUGAAAAAAUACAAAAAUAAAUUAUAUUUGCAUAGAAAAAUAUAAUACACUGUAAAAUGGC